Molecule: messenger RNA, 1241 nt
Organism: Aureobasidium pullulans EXF-150
Lineage: Eukaryota; Fungi; Ascomycota; Dothideomycetes; Dothideales; Saccotheciaceae
Exons: 1
Coding region: 181-1140 (319 amino acids)
Source: RefSeq, a predicted model, not a curated record
CUUGAAGCAUGUUCACAUGAAGCCAAAAGAGCUAAUUUUGAUUCCAAGGUUAAGUAUUGGCGCUAAACGGUCAGCCAGGUAUAUGUAUGAUGGCCGCCCUCGUUCUCCCUCUAUCAAGGUUUCUCUCAUCUGUUUGAUGUUUAUCGUGUCCCCUUGGUUUCAACACACUCACCACACAAGAUGCCUUCCACAACAUCAUGCUUGUCGUCGCCUAACACGACCCCAUUCCUCAUCACAGUACAGGAUGCUAUUCUGCUGGAAGACUCGGAGGGUUUUAGCAUUCUCCGUGAUCACCUUUCAGUUGAAUGCUGCAACGACUUCUGCAAGGAUCACGAAACAGAUGUCACAGAGGACCAACAAGCCUGGAUCCUCAUGAGAGAUAUACUCCAUGCUCUGCUCGCACCUGUUGUAGCACUACAUGAUCAUACAACAAGGGUCGCCCAGAAGUUCACCAAGGCUACCAAACCGGAGGACAUCGAAUUCGCUUUCAGGAACAAGGGACGCAACGCGUUUGUUUGGCUCACAUCAUUCCUGGCCGAUGACGAAGACUGGUGUCUCAGCAAGAACUGUCCUGCGUGUGUAGUCCAGCACGCCUUGGAUGCCGAGUUUCAGAUCCGCCUAAUGGCCGCGGCAUGUUUGCUAUCAUGCGCAAAGGGCCCGGAGCCUGGCGAUGGGCCCACCCUUCCCUCAUUCGACUUCUUCCUCCGUUCCCUUCGUGAUGCCCUCAAGGAAGACGAACUAUGGGGUCCGGACUACUACGAAUACAUUGAACCCAAGGCGGAGGAUCUGAACAUGGGAAUGCAGGACUUGAUGCGCCAAUGUGAGAAACUUGAGCUGGCCAUGACACCUCCCGGAACCCCAGAGGAUACACCACUUCCCUCAUUCUCCUACUUCUCUGAGCGCAGAAUGUCCCUCAUGACACCGACCAAGACAAUUUAUCCGAGAAGACAAUCAGUGGUGCCGGGCAUCACUAUCAAGCGCUCCAAGUUGGCCAAGGUUCAAAUGAAGAUGGCGCAGGAAGAGGAGCAGUGGCUUCAGUCUUUCGUCCAAAACGCCUGGCAAACACUCAACCCUUUCCAAAUCCAGAUGCCAUCGAUGAACACAAUCGCGCGCCGCAUGUCGCUCGUUGCAGGCCCCUGAAUGAGAUAAGCGGCUUGCUUUCCCAAGAAAAUGCAUCACUGUUUUCUGGAAGCCCCAAUGCAAAUUCUACAAGCCACAGCCGGGACGGCAUCGCCCAACAA